UUUUUUUUUUUUUUUGGUUGACGGUGACUGACUCUACACUCCAACAACGACAACAAAUUUGGUUCUCCUGGGAUGUUGUGAUCUGCCUUAGUAAUUACAUCAUAACUACCAUAACCAGCUGUUUCUCGUCGAGUAGUUCAUCACAUAAGAAUGUUCGAGUCAGCAAAGAGCGCUAUGGAGGGCAUUGGUGUAAUGUUUGAAGAUGGUGGCUUAAUCUUGAUAUCUGAAACUGUAUCUGCCUCAGCAGAUGGAUUGAUUACUCACUUUCUCUCAUAUGGUAUGGCAAAUAGACAUCCAGUGUGCCUUGUAACAUUACAACAUACGUGGGGACAUUACUGCAAUAUUGGUAAUAAAUUAGGGCUUAAUUUUAGGCAACAAACUGAACAGGGCAACUUUAAAGUUGUUGAGGGUUUGAAAUUACUUACAGAGGUCUUAGAUGAAAGUAAUCAAGAUAUUUUCAAUCAUCCAUUUGGUUUUAUUUUGAAUGCCUCAAAAAAUCCCCUCAAAAACUUGUAUAAGCUUAUAAAGAAAACCAUUGAACCAUGGAAAGAAACUGGUAAAUUUUUCUUGCUAAUUGUAGAAAACAUUACUUCUCUAUUAAAUCUGGGUGUUCAGCCAAGGGAUAUUAAUAUUUUCAGUCAGUAUUGCAAGAACCUAAUUGGUGAUAGCCCUCUUAAAAAAUCUAGUUUGCUCGUCAUUGUCACUACUAAUGAUGAUGAUGAUAAUGAUGAAAGUCUUGUGACAAAAGGAAUAGCUCGUUCAGCGUUGCUUCACGUGUCCUUAAAAGGACUAAGCACUGGACUUUCUCGUGAAGUUCAUGGAGACUUCAAGAUAACCAAAUUUAACCAGCAUGCUCCCUAUCAGUGUUUACCAGUUACUCACCACUUCCAAUUUAAAAUGGAAGACAAGAAUAUGAAGUUAUUUGCCCCUGGAACAUCAGCUUGUGUAUUAUGAAGUACUGCUGGGCUUAAUGCUUUGAUUUGACUGUGAUAAUAAUAAUGAAGUACUGCAAAAUACAUCAUAUUUGUACUUUAAGGUAUAAAAUGAAAGACACCACUUUGUUCUGAUAUUUAAUUUACUUACACAGCCUUGGCAACUUAUUGUAUAAAUAGAUUCCUGUUAAUUACCAUAAUGAAUGGGAGUGUAAAGUAUCAAACUAUAAGACAGUGUAUCCUAAGCAAACUAAAUCAUGGAAUGUCAGGAACAAGGCAGUCAUGUCUAUAAGAUUCAUGCUGUAGCAUGAUAUUCAGAAUAUUAAAGCUUAAAAUAUAUUCAUAACUAUCCAACAGUGUCUAUUUUAUGACACAAAAAGACUAAAGAAUACUACUCUGCCUCCAUAAUUCUGGAUAACUGGUAGAAAUUUUUAAUAUUCUGAAUUUUCAGGAACAUCUUCCGUGAAUGGAUUGUUAAUCGGUUAAGAAUACUAAUCCAUUUAAAUCACACUGAAUUAAGGGAAACUGACAAGUGCUUUCACUUAGAACAUCUUUAUUAAAACAAUCAGUCUUGGAUCCUUGAUCAUUUCAAAUAUUUGUUAUUAUAAUCACAUAAAGCUCUAAACCGACAAGGGUCAUGCAGUGCUGCGGGAUUUCAAAUAUUUGAAGUGAUUAACGUUCCAAGACCGAAAUGCUUUCAAUAAUGAUUUCCCAAGUGAAUGAAUUUGUCUAUUUCCCUCAAGUUGUUGACAGUCAUUUGCCAUCUUGCCAUACUAAAUCAUAUACUGUGUAUGUAUAUAUACACAUACUAUCUAUAUAUAUUAUACACACUGUACAGUAUAGUAUAUAAAUUUUAUGCUGUAUAUUGUUUUUAAUAUUAUACCAGGUUUUACACAUGUUCAAUAUUUCACUUGGUUUGUAAACCCUCUGCAUUCAACAGAGAAGGCACUUUUCCUAGUGCAUGUUAUGUAGUAAAUAUAAUUUUACCAACAUUACCUAGAUCAGAAUGGCCAAGGAAGGAAAAUACAAUAGUGAACUGAACACAUCCUUUCUUUAUCCCUUAUCAUGGUAGUGUAUGUAUUACAUUUAAAAUUAUGAAAAGCUAAAAAUCAUGAUCUCAGUAAUCAGAGAAAGAUUUAUAGGAUAUGUUAAAAUCAAUUAACCCUUUUACUGUAUCAUGAAAAAUGUGCAAGAAAAUUUUUCAUGGUACAUCUGUGAUGCUGUUUAUUUUUUUUAUUUUUUUUUUUAACAAGUCGGCCGUCUCCCACCGAGGCAGGGUGACCCAAAAAAGAAAGAAAAUCCCAAAAAAGAAAAUACUUUCAUCA
Molecule: messenger RNA, 2257 nt
Organism: Cherax quadricarinatus
Lineage: Eukaryota; Metazoa; Arthropoda; Malacostraca; Decapoda; Parastacidae
Gene: Elp6
Product: Elongator complex protein 6
Biological process (GO): tRNA wobble uridine modification
Cellular component (GO): elongator holoenzyme complex
Source: RefSeq, a predicted model, not a curated record